Molecule: messenger RNA, 1823 nt
Organism: Perca flavescens (yellow perch)
Lineage: Eukaryota; Metazoa; Chordata; Actinopteri; Perciformes; Percidae
Product: erythroferrone
Exons: 9
Coding region: 393-1355 (320 amino acids)
Molecular function (GO): hormone activity
Source: RefSeq, a predicted model, not a curated record
CACCGUCAUUCGUCUGCAGUGUGAGUGACUGAAAGACAAGAGAGGAAAAAGAGGAGGAGGCAGCGAGCCACACAGAGAGAAACUUUGCUCACACACACACACACACACACACACACACACACACACACACACACACACACACACACACACACAGACUCUCUGCUGGAAAGAAAGCUCACACACGUUUGUGAGUGUGUGUUUGACAACGGAAAGUUUCCUGAAACCUUUCCUAGAAAACUCUUUCCUCCGACUUUUAUUCAGCUGAUCGCAGAAGAGCAGACCUACAGCAGUGCAUGAUGGGAACGUCUUAAGUCCACACGGAGCCCUGAAGACCUGGACCCCUGAAGACCUGAACCCCCUCGUAUCCUGCAGCGGUGGAAGAGACAGGCAGCAUGCCGGCCAGGUCGUCCCAGGGACGGAGCUCUCCGGCUGGGGCAGGAGGGCGGCUGCUGCUGCCUCUGCUCCUGGGUCUGAUGAUGAUGACGAUGAAGGUGAUAGCGGCGGCGAGCGUCGAGGAGGCGGAGAGCGGGGAGAGUGAGGAGCUCCUGGAGGAGGACGAUGAGGCCGUCAGCGCGGAGAUGCUGGAGCCGCUGUCCUCGGAUCUGUCCAGAGUGACUCCUCUCAACUCCUGGCUGAUCUUCAGAAGAAACUCCAACAAGGGGGACAACCGGAAAACCAAAGGAUCCAGGAGAACCUCAAAGCAUGGUCUUCCCGGCCCUCCAGGCCCUCCGGGCCCCCAGGGACCUCCAGGGCCCCCCGCCCCCCUCCUGCCCCAACAACAGCAGCUGAUCCAGGAUCUGCAGCUGAAACUGAGAGAAACAAAGUCAGCGUUUGAUUGGCCCUCUCUGUCAGAGCUGGCAGCAGGAGGAGUGUGUCUGCUGUGUGAUCGGCCUCCUCGCGUCUCCACCUCCUUCCUCAGGCGCCUCCCGGCAGACGCCAUCAUCCCUCGCCGGAGCCUGCUGGAGCUGCAGCCAUUCAGACAGCCCUCCGACUCAGAGCGGAGCCUCCAGAGAGGUCAGAGCUUCAACGCCAGCACCGGCCGCUACGCCGCAGCCGUCACCGGCUUCUACCAGCUCACCACCAGCCUCCUCAUAGAAUCAGGAGACAGAGUCCAGGUGAGACUGAGAGACAGCGUGAGAGCAGCGAUCUGCAUCGAGUCGCUCUGCCAGAGCAACCUCUCUGUGGAGUCCGUGAUGGGUGUGGCAGCAGCGGGAGGAACAUUCAGCAUCCUACUGACAGGAACGCUCUAUCUACAGGCUGGAGAGUACGUGUCUGUGUUUGUGGACAACGCCACUGGGUCGACCAUCAAGGUCCUGCAGGACUCUCUGUUCUCUGGGAUCCUGCUGGGAGUCUGAACACUUCGGACCACGAGCAGCCACGUGGUUCCACAGCAACCGACAGGGCUGCACAUCAUCGUCAUCGGAUAUCCAUACGCUUCACAAAAUAGUGCCGUCGUUUUUGAUUUCCUGUCAGAGGCUAAAUAAUCUUCUACAGAGCUGAACUCUGGAGCAUCAUCUAUUGGACUUUAUAAGAACUGGGACUCACCUUCUUCUCGGGAUGACAUUUAUUUAAUUGAUCUCCGAAGGGCUGAUGAUAUUUUCAUAUUUCAUACGUUAUUGACUCAUCAUAUUUAAGCCAAAGAGUUUUCCUUUCAGGCUGUUGAAACCCUGAAACAGAAGACAUUUCUUAAAGUCAAACUAUAAAGAAUAAUCACCUGAACCUGCUCAUCACAGCAGCUGUAAUGACUUUAAUAUUAAUAUUUAUUCUCUGGAUGUGAUAAAUAAGUUGUGAAUGAUUCUGAUAAUAAAACAUUGUCUUGUUUA